UAUAAAAUGUGGUUGGGCUCACUAAAAAUGAGUAAAUUGAUGAACUUGGAACUAUAUAUUGUUGAUGUGAUGGAAGGAAAUAUCCAUCGAUUGCUGUAUCUGUAAACAAGCUUGUCUAGUUUAGCUAAUCUUGGCAGGAAGUCGUACAAGUUAUGUUGACCACAUACGAUGCUGGAAAAGUCGGACGUACCACCGCCACGACCGUUUUUAUCCAUUCUAUGGGUCCCGCUCAAAUUAAUGGCAACUUAGUUUUGUAUGUCGUGAACUAUACAUGUAUCAAUGUUGCUCCCCUAGCCGUGUAAAUAUUUCCAAUAUGCAAAAAUUGCAGAACAAUAAUAAAUUUGAGAGGAAC
Acanthoscelides obtectus is the source of this 352-nucleotide messenger RNA. The record is from the annotation of a GenBank genome assembly. Lineage: Eukaryota; Metazoa; Arthropoda; Insecta; Coleoptera; Chrysomelidae.